This is a messenger RNA of Populus nigra (black poplar), 1440 nucleotides long. RefSeq names its product shikimate kinase 1, chloroplastic. The coding region runs from base 168 to 1052 and encodes 294 amino acids. NCBI's taxonomy places the organism in Eukaryota, Viridiplantae, Streptophyta, Magnoliopsida, Malpighiales, Salicaceae. Gene Ontology annotation, molecular function: shikimate kinase activity. The record is from RefSeq and is a predicted model, not a curated record. Gene Ontology annotation, cellular component: chloroplast. The transcript is spliced from 11 exons.
UAAACUUACUUCCAAACACCCCCUUGCAUCAUGACUGACGUGUCCGACUUCUAACUUCCUAGUAUCUUCAUUCUGUCCUCCUCUCUGCUCUGGUCUCCUGAUAUUAGCUGUAAUAAAAUACAUAACAGAUAGAUUCAUUGAAGUUUUUGAUUGAUAAAUCAGCCAAAAUGGAGGCAAAUUUUGCACAAAGAAUGCAAAUUUCGACAACAUGGAUUGAUACAGGCAAUCUUGCAAGAAAACCAACUGGUUUUCUACGGUUUUCGGGGAGAUUAAAGGAGCAGAAGAGACUCCAAGUGUUUGUUUCUGCUCAGUUUCGACCUGUAAGAGAUGAAAAUCGACAUAGAUUGGCUUCUUUUGAGGUUUCUUGUUCUUAUAACAAUUCUCGAGUUUCGACGUUGGAAUCUGAGAGUCUCCAGGAUUUGCUUGACGAUGAAGCUUUGAUUUUGAAGAAUAAGUCGCAGGAGAUUGAGCCCUAUUUAAACGGACGCUGUAUAUAUCUUGUUGGAAUGAUGGGCUCUGGAAAAACAACAGUGGGAAAGAUUCUCUCGCAAGCAAUUCAUUAUUCAUUCUGUGACAGUGACACAUUGGUGGAGAAGGAUGUUGGUGUGACUUCUGUAGCUGAAAUAUUUCAAAUAUAUGGAGAGGAUUUCUUCAGAGAUAAAGAGACUGAGGCAUUAGAAAAGCUAUCACUAGAGCACCGAUAUGUUGUUUCUACUGGUGGAGGUGCUGUGAUACAGGAUGAAAACUGGACGUACAUGAGGAAGGGGAUUAGUGUCUGGUUAGAUGUGCCUUUGGAAGAAUUGGCACAGAGGAUUGCGGCUGUAGGAACCAAGACUCGCCCCCUUUUGGAUAGAGAGCCAGGAGAUGCAUACACUAAGGCAUUCAGGCGUCUGUCUGCUCUGUUUGAACAGAGAUAUAAAGCUUAUGAAAAUGCUAAUGCAAGGGUUUCUCUGGAAAAUAUUGCAGCCAAACUGGGAUAUAAAGAUGUAUCCAAUAUCACACCACCUAUGAUUGCGAUUGAGGCAAUUGAACAAAUUGGAAAUAUCCUGUAGGACCUAAGUGGCAUGUCUGCAAUGGGAUUCUAUUUUAACAACCUCUAAUUAUGGCACUUCAUGAUUUUCUUCGUGGUUGGAUUGCUUCUCAUGCCAUGUUUCCAUUUCUUGAGUUGUAGAACAUGGCUUGGGUGAUGCAUUACACGCAGCAGGUUUCCGUCUUUUACCAGUGUAAGAGAGGUUUUGCAAAGUUGAAUUGUGCAUAUGGUUGGCGCCACUUGAUCAUAUAUAUGCCAUGGGAUCAGAUAAAGGUUAGAGAUUAAGCAUAUGCUGUUGAUUUUUGUCUUGUGGAUUCCUACCUGGCCCAUGUAUCCAAGGAUUUUCUUGCAAGUGAACUGAGGAUUAUAUUUUCCAGUAUAUAUAUACUAUAUUGCUGGACGUUUCUAUA